AAUGACCUCCGACCCUGGAUCCUGUGGCGCUGCGCUUCCUAUCUCUAUAACCAGUGCCGGUCACUUGUUCCAAUCAAUCCAACCCCAUAUCUUCGUCAUGCGUUUCUCAACCGUUAUCGUUGCUGCUCUCUUUGGUGCCUCUGCCGUCGUCGCUGCACCAGGCCCCGCUCACUACCGCCGCAACGAGCAUCUUCCUCGCAGCGAGGGGUACUCCACACUCGGGCGCCGCUCACUCCCUAUGCACUGUAAGAGUCACAACUACAAAAUUAUGUGCGAAUCGACGCACGAGUGCGUCUCCAACACACGGCCGCCCCAACGCAAGCCGCACGCACAGAUUGCCAACGACUUCUGUGUGCACGAAUGCUCGUGCCGCCAGCCCCUGGGUGAGAUUAGCGGGAAUGUACAAAAGAAGAAGGGUCACCACGCAGCAGCUCAUAGGCCUGCCUCCGGACACGGAAGGCACCGACGUUA
Cyclocybe aegerita is the source of this 471-nucleotide messenger RNA. NCBI's taxonomy places the organism in Eukaryota, Fungi, Basidiomycota, Agaricomycetes, Agaricales, Hemipholiotaceae. The record is from the annotation of a GenBank genome assembly.